This is a messenger RNA of Purpureocillium lilacinum, 2160 nucleotides long. Its product is annotated as origin recognition complex, subunit 1. Gene Ontology annotation, biological process: mitotic DNA replication checkpoint signaling; DNA replication initiation. NCBI's taxonomy places the organism in Eukaryota, Fungi, Ascomycota, Sordariomycetes, Hypocreales, Ophiocordycipitaceae. Gene Ontology annotation, cellular component: nuclear origin of replication recognition complex. The record is from RefSeq and is a predicted model, not a curated record. Gene Ontology annotation, molecular function: ATP binding; chromatin binding; ATP hydrolysis activity.
AUGACCCCCCAAAGCCUCACAGAGCGAGCUGCCGAGCCUCAGCGACGAACCAGACGGCCCCCUCCUGGCGUCGCACGCGACGACUCCGACGACGAGCUCGGCAUCGACGACCUGCCCUGGGAAUGGAUCUACAACGUUGAGGCACCGGGGCGCGAAGGCGACGAUGCGCAAAGCGAGCGCAAGAGAAGAAAGGUCUCGGGGAACAAGAUUGUCGGCGCCCGCAUGGGCACCUUUGAGUGCCUGGUUGGCGACACGGUGCUCCUCAAAGCGGACGGGUCCAAUGAGGCCUGGGUCGCCAUCGUCUGCGAGUUCAUCGAGGACGAUGGCGAGGGCGAAAAGGCGGCCAACUUUAUGUGGUUCUCGACCGAGAAGGAGAUUCGCAACAGGAACAAGAAGCGCAAUGACUUUCAAUGGAACGAGCUGUACCUCUCGCCCUCGUGGGACGUAAAUCCCCUCGCUUCCAUCAAUGGCAAGGCAACAGUAACAUCCCUCGAAAGGUUCCUCGACAAGUUCCCCUCGGGCAAGAUCCCGCGGCACUACCCCGAGUUUGGUAAGACCUUCAUCUGUCGCCGGGGCUGCAACACCCGGACCGCAACCUACACGGACGAGUUCGUCUGGGAGGAGGUAUACACGGGCGGUGACGAUAUAUUCGCCCUGAUUGAGCGCGUAGAAAAGGGCACCAAGGCGGUUCGCGGCAAGAGGAAGGCGCGCAGUCAAUCGCCCGAGGAGACUGCGUAUGUGCCGCCGCAGACACCGACCAAGUCGGCCGCGAGAGCGGCGACGACGCCACAGUCAAAGCGAGGUCCUGGCUCGCAAAAACGGGGCACCGGGAAGAAACUCGAAUUCACCCCGCUGGCAAUGCGGAAGCUGUCUCCUAGCGAAGUCCAGUCAUCACCCUUCCAGGUCGCCCGCUCUCGCCUCCACGUCUCAUCCGUGCCAACCAGUCUCCCCUGUCGCGAAGGCGAGUUCUCGCUCGUCUACUCACACCUGGAAGCCUCCAUCACGGACGGCACCGGCAACUGCAUCUACAUAUCCGGGACGCCGGGCACGGGCAAGACGGCCACUGUUCGCGAAGUCAUCGCGCGGCUUGAGGACGCCGUGGGUGCCGACGAGCUCGACGACUUUAUCUUUGUCGAGAUCAACGGCAUGAAAAUCACAGACCCCCACCAGUCGUAUACCCUGCUGUGGGAAGCGCUCAAGGGCCAGCGUGCUAGUCCCUCGCAGGCCUUGGACGGGCUGGAGCGGGAGUUUAACAACCCAAGCCCGCGACGCACUCCCUGUGUCGUCCUCAUGGACGAACUCGAUCAGCUGGUUACCAAGAACCAGGCAGUCAUGUACAACUUUUUCAACUGGCCCACGCUGCGGCACAGUCGCCUGAUUGUGCUCGCCGUCGCCAACACCAUGGAUCUCCCCGAGCGGACAUUGAGCAACAAGAUCAGCAGUCGGCUAGGUCUCACCCGCAUUACCUUCCCAGGUUACACACAUGAUCAGCUCAUGAGAAUUAUACAAUCGCGGCUGGAAGGUGUCCCCGGCAACAUUGUCGACCCGGAUGCCAUUCAGUUUGCGAGUCGCAAGGUCGCUGCCGUGAGCGGAGACGCCCGGAGAGCCCUCGACAUCUGCCGACGCGCGGUCGAGCUCGCAGAAGGCGACGUGCAAGGCGACCCCACGACGCCGAGCAAGUCCGGGGGGCACGACGCGUCUCGCCGCGGCCGUGUCACCAUUGCCACCAUAAAAAAAGCCAUCAAUGAGGCCACCUCCAAUCCCGUCCAGCAGCACCUCCGCGGCCUGCCGCUGACCUCUAAGCUAUUGAUGGCAGCGCUGCUGAUGAGGAUCCGGAGGACGGGCCUCGUGGAGACGACUUUCGGCGAGACCCUAGACGAGCUCCAGAGGGCCACUGUCCACUCCUCACCAACAAACCCGGGCAUGGCUCUCAUCUUGAGUAGCGGCCUCAAGGGCACCCCGGCGAGCGGCCACCGCGUCGUCACAAGGCCCAGCUAUGUGCACACGGCGGCGCUAGACCUGGUGGCGGCGGGCCUGAUCAACCUGGAGGCUCACCGUGCAGAGCGCUCGAGUAAGCUGCGCCUGGCGAUUGCCGACGACGAGGUCAAGAUGGCGCUGCGCGACGACGGCGAACUCAAGGCCAUGGGGAUAAUGGUGUGA